CGUAAUACAACAGAGCAAUGACCCAUGAUGCGUUUGAGAAACAUGAAUGUGGAGGAAGUGGACCAAGACUGUAGAGGACUAACCCUCUUUUUGUUGCUCAAUAACAGACACUGGUUAUCAGUUUACAACUUUAAAAAGAGAGGCAGUGUGAGUGACUCUAGGUUUAUUAUUCAAGGUGUGAGUUUACUCUGAGCUCAGUUUUCUUGCACAAGCUCGGGUGGGGAAAAAUACGCACAGCCACCGAGGCGUUUACGCACAGCCGUGGGUAGCAAAACACAUUUAACGCAUGAGAUAAUUAUCUCCUAGCACCGGCAGCCACCAGAGAAUAACUAUGUGCUCGGUAAUAAGCAGAGUGAAACCAGUCCAACGGGCUCUGGCUCUCACGCUACGCCUCGGAGCAAGCACCGAGCGUUCGAGCUACGCUGCAGCCGAGAGAAGGCGCUUCUGUCCCGGCGUAACUGCUCGCGUCGACCCGCUACUAGCUCCCUGCAGAUCGUACUGCUCCAGGAUGGCGCUGACCGAAGGACUGCUCUUCAGACAACUUUUUGAGAAGGAGAGCAGCACGUACACCUACCUGUUGGCAGACACAGAGACUAAGGAGGCGAUCCUCGUCGAUCCUGUACUGGAGACCAUUGACAGGGAUCUGAAGCUCAUUCAUGAACUGGGGGUCAAUCUUAAAGUGGCAGUAAACACCCACUGCCAUGCGGACCACAUCACAAGCACUGGGCUGAUGAAGAAAAGGUUGGUUGGGUUGAAGAGUGCAAUCUCCAAAUACAGCGGCGCUACUGCAGAUAUCCUCCUGUCAGAGGGGGACAAGAUCACCUUUGGAAAACACUAUCUAACAGUGAGAGAGACACCGGGACACACUGACGGGUGUGUAACGCUGGUGUCAUGGGAUCAGAGCAUGGCUUUCACUGGGGAUGCUCUGCUCAUCAGAGGUUGCGGCAGGACAGACUUCCAGCAGGGUUCUCCUGAGAAGCUGUAUGAGUCAGUCCACCAGAAGAUCUUUACUCUGCCUGACCAGUGCCUCGUCUACCCUGCACAUGACUACCUAGGUCAGACGGCGUCUACAGUCGGUGAGGAGCGGAAGUUUAACCCACGCUUGACCAAGAGUCUGGUGGAGUUUGCGAACAUCAUGAACAACCUAAAUCUCCCAAAGCCUAAGAAAAUAGAUAUUUCAGUGCCUGCUAAUCUGGUUUGUGGAGUACAUGAAGUCUGAAUGUUCUGCAAAAAGGGAGAAUUUUAAUCAAAGCAAUCACAUUGUAGCAAAGUGAUUAACAUGUCUAUGUUUGUCUCUGAGCAGCAUUAACCAAAAACUGCUUGGCAUGAAGUGCUUUAUUAUGUGUAUUUCUGUCAAUGUAAAGAUGUAUAUAUGAGAAUUUCUAGCUACUGACAUUAUUGACUGAUCAUGCAAGAAAUAGAAAUGCACUCGGUUUUAUUCUACUUGCUAUUAGAAAUGACUACUAAAGAUUUGUACAUGAGGAAAAAAACAUAAUAUUUUUUGUAUUUUGAUUAAAUUUAAAUAUGAGUAUUCUUUAUUUAGCUGUUUUAUUAUGAACUGGGGAGGAAAUUUACGAGAGAGAGAGAGCGCUCAGAUAGGAAUGUUCCAUUCAAGGUUUGGUUUAGUAUUCAUGAAUGUUUGACUGGGACAAUUGAGUUCUUCCACAUGGCCUUUCCAGUUAUUCCGGACUUCUUUAGCCGAGCACACACACACACACACACACACUGCUGCCAGCCACAGUCUUUUUGCAUAGCAGGAAGAUGAAACUAUGCUAUUUGCAUUCAGAAUCAUUAAGGGCCAAGUUUCCAUGGACAACAUGUCAUUGGCGUGCGUUCGUGCUCUCAUCUGUCCCUCUAGACGUCUAUUAGACAGGGGUGUACAUUGAAAUGUGUGUCAUUAUGUUCAGUAAGGUAUGAAGAGGAGCAUCCAUGCCAAGUAUCGACGCACUGAAGUCCGCUUCUGGAUUUCCAGAUGUUCUGUACGUGCUGCUCGUAACAGCUCACAAGCCAGUUAGACAGGUUUGUUUGGGAGUGACGGCGUCUGACUCAGCCACAUGCCCUUGCCAAAGAGACUUACAAAUGAUUGUCAUCUGUAUGAUAACUAACUUUUAAGGGUCAGAAUAUUUCUAUUGAGCUGUAUUGCUCCUCAGAUUGUCAUUUUUGUUAGGAUUAAAGUACUCCUCUGAUUGUGCGCAG
Molecule: messenger RNA, 2196 nt
Organism: Larimichthys crocea (large yellow croaker)
Lineage: Eukaryota; Metazoa; Chordata; Actinopteri; Sciaenidae
Gene: ethe1
Product: ETHE1 persulfide dioxygenase
Exons: 7
Coding region: 332-1219 (295 amino acids)
Biological process (GO): glutathione metabolic process; hydrogen sulfide metabolic process
Cellular component (GO): mitochondrion
Molecular function (GO): sulfur dioxygenase activity
Source: RefSeq, a predicted model, not a curated record